UGGUGCGAUAAAGCACAGUGAAAGUGGUUUUAACAACAGUGGACCGUUUUGGAUAUCAUCUGGAUAUAAAAAAGACAUAGAGUUCAAGUCUCUUUGGAAAAUCAGAUGCCAAAUAGCCCCUGGAGCCCAGGAGCUGUUAUGAAAGCAGAGGAACGGUAGACACCUUCCCAUUGGCCAGGGAGAUUUAGCCAGAUGUCUGGCUUUCACAUAAAAGACAGGAACCACUGAAGUCAGUUUCUACUUCCACCCAAACGGCGACAGCAAAACAGCAAAAAAAGAAGAUGGCAAGACUCUUGUCACUUUUCUUCCCAGGUCUUGUGGCCAUAUGUGCCGUGCAUGGAAUAUUCAUGGACAGACUUGCUUCCAAGAAGCUCUGUGCAGAUGACGAGUGUGUCUAUACUAUUUCUCUGGCCAGAGCUCAAGAAGAUUACAAUGCCCCAGACUGUAGAUUUAUUAACGUUAAAAAAGGGCAGCAGAUCUAUGUUUACUCAAAGCUGGUAAAAGAAAAUGAAGCUGGAGAAUUUUGGGCUGGCAGUGUUUAUGGUGAUCGCCAUGAGGAUGAGAUGGGAACCGUGGGUUACUUCCCCAGUAACUUGGUUGAGGAGCAACAUGUGUACCAGGAAGCCACCAAGGAAGUCCCCACCACGGAUAUUGACUUCUUCUGCGAGUAAGAAAUUAGACAAAUCUGGAGAUAGAAAGGAAACACCAAAAAUAAAGGAAAAAUGAAAAUAA
Messenger RNA from Equus caballus (horse), 732 nucleotides. It is a transcript of the gene OTOR, whose product is annotated as otoraplin. Gene Ontology annotation, molecular function: protein binding. The record is from RefSeq and is a predicted model, not a curated record. Lineage: Eukaryota; Metazoa; Chordata; Mammalia; Perissodactyla; Equidae. Gene Ontology annotation, biological process: cartilage condensation.